GCACGCGCCGCCUAACGACCUUCUGCGCCGACGGUCGGCAGGCGGCGGCCGCAGAGUGGAUGGAGGCUUCGACCCCCGGCCGGGCGCGGCGGGGCUGGCGGCGGGCCCGGGCCGCGGGCUCCCCGCUCUCCUGGGCCACGGUCGUCCUCCUGCUCUCCGUCUUCUUGGCGCGGGCGUCCUCACCGGUUGACUAUUUGAUUCGAUUACCAAGAGGUUUUCGCUUGACCCAGGAUACGGUGAAAAUAGUGGGAUCAUCAAAUUAUCCAGUGAAAGUAUAUGUUAUGCUUCAUCAAAAGAGUCCACACGUGUUAUGUGUAACCCAGCGACUGCGAAAUUCGGAAAUGAUAGAUCCAUCAUUCCAGUGGCAUGGACCAAGAGGAAAAAUUAUUUCAGAUAUAUGCAAGUCACGACACCCACAGAAAAACAAACGAACCCUGCAUGACACACCAUUACGAAGACUGUUGCACCUCCUGGGCAAGGAGAACAUCAGGAGCGCACUAAGUUCCUGGAACUGGUGGUCUCUUACCACACAAUUGGUGACCCUCCUGAGUACGGUUCACACACUCAGAAGGUCAUCCUGGCACCGGCUGUCAGCACACACCAGGCGCAGUCUCGAGUUAGUUAUGCUCCCAACAAAUGCCAGUGAUUCUGUAGAAAACAGCACUACACAGGUAACGUCCACCGGAAGCCUCAUAUUCCAGAACUUUGAGGAGGAGAUGAGUGGAGUUUAUACAUGUUUCUUGGAGUAUAAACCUGCUGUGGAGGAAAUUGUGAAGAAUCUUCAACUAAAAUAUGUCAUAUAUGCUUAUCGUGAGCCUCAUUAUUAUUACCAGUUCACGGCUCGAUAUCAUGCAGCUCCCUGCAAUAGUAUCUAUAAUAUUUCUUUUGAGAAGAAACUUCUUCAGAUUUUAAGCAAAUUGGUCCUUGGCCUUUCAUGUGAAGUUUCUUUACUGAAGUCUGAAUGCCAUCAUGUUAAAAUGCAAAGAGCUGGUUUGCAAAAUGAAUUGUUCUUUACAUUUUCAGUUACAUCUCUAGACACUGAAAAAGGACCUAAGCCAUGUGCAGACCAUAACUGUGAAUCUUCCAAAAGACUGUCUAAGGCUAAAAAUCUUAUAGAGAGAUUUUUUAAUCAACAAGUAGAAGUUCUAGGCAGACGCGCAGAGCCACUGCCGGAGAUAUACUAUAUUGAAGGUACUCUUCAAAUGGUAUGGAUUAAUCGCUGCUUUCCAGGGUAUGGAAUGAAUACCCUGAAACAUCCAAAAUGUCCUGAAUGCUGUGUGAUUUGCAGUCCUGGAUCCUAUAACCCCCGUGACGGAACCCACUGCCUUCAGUGCAACAGCAGCCUGAUAUACGGAGCUAAAGCAUGCUUGUAGGCCACCGUUUUGAGCUCUUUGUUGGCUUAUUAAACACAAAAGUAUAUUUUUGAAGUAUUAGUACAUAAUAAAUCACUAUUAUGCCAAAAUUAAAUAUAUUAGAUUUUACAAUA
Molecule: messenger RNA, 1486 nt
Organism: Suricata suricatta (meerkat)
Lineage: Eukaryota; Metazoa; Chordata; Mammalia; Carnivora; Herpestidae
Gene: ZPBP
Product: zona pellucida binding protein
Exons: 10
Coding region: 60-1373 (437 amino acids)
Biological process (GO): binding of sperm to zona pellucida; acrosome assembly
Cellular component (GO): zona pellucida receptor complex; acrosomal vesicle; extracellular region
Source: RefSeq, a predicted model, not a curated record